UCUAUUUUCUGAAGGCAGAACAGCAGCAGUUCAUGGCGGGACAACAACAGGCCAAAAAACCACUUUCAAAUCUUAAUUUUGUUCAUAAUGACGAAAUUUGGAAGGACCAUGUCCGACACGAAUUUCUUUCCCAGAGAUGUAAAUGGCCAGACAAAUGGGGAUAUUUAGUGGACGAAUAUAACUCUCUCACCGUUGAUCUACUUGGUCCAAAUUUGAAAACACGACCAUCAUACAUGAACAAAACAACCGCGGACCUAAAGUUACCACCUAUACUACACCAUCUGAAGCGAACCACAAGUAUUCCAGAGACAACUUCGCGGUUAAUUGGAUGGAAGGCGGGAAAUCAGAAAUGCAAGCUAGAAAUUUACGGAAAAUAUCCCAAAUCCCGUGGUCAGAACGGUAUACUAAAUUUACUGAAGUGGCCUCAGGAGAGUCAUCCAUAAGAAUGUAAAAUACAGAGCAAAAUGUUAUUUGUAUCUAAUGAAUAAAAUUUA
Molecule: messenger RNA, 494 nt
Organism: Mytilus californianus (California mussel)
Lineage: Eukaryota; Metazoa; Mollusca; Bivalvia; Mytilida; Mytilidae
Exons: 3
Coding region: 33-443 (136 amino acids)
Source: RefSeq, a predicted model, not a curated record